GCGAGCGCAGGGGCCGGGCUAGUCCUGGUCCCGCUCCGUUCCCUGCCCCGCAGCAGCAGGACAGAGCCGGCAGCCGAAUCCCACAGGCACAGGUAACCAUUUAGUGGUGACUCUCAAGGAAUUUUCCCCUUGCUUCUCCUGAAGGAGAAGUAGGUCCUGAGCAAGGAUGCAGCAGCCAGAAGCUGGUGAUAAGAGCAGAUCCCUUCCCUCACCAUGUCCACCUCAGGCCAGCCUCACUGAUGUCUCAUUCUACACACGCCGCUGCAUCACCGACGAUCUCAGCUGGUCCCUGGUCACUGUCCCCCCCCUCACGGAGCUCUGCCUCCAGCACAUCGCUCACAAUUUCGAAAACAACCCUAUUUUGAAUGAUCUUCUGCCUGAGCACCAAAAGAAGGUGGUGGAGAAGCUCUCCACCAGCCUUCCACUCUCUGUGACUGCCAACAGAGUAAGCCAUGAGGAGUACUGGAAGAGGUGCUGUAUGGAGCGCUGGCAAGUGUGUGACGUGUCCAACUACGGGGACAGCUGGAAACGGAUGUUCUUUGAACGUCACCUGGAGAACAUUCUGAAGUUUUUCAUCCCUAACACCACAGACCCCGACCAGGUCCUAGACCUCAUCCCGCUCUGCCAAGACUACGUGCGGAAACUGGAGAUCAAUCAGUUCCUGCCACCUUUGCAGGUGGAUCCAAAGGAGGAGGGCCAUGACCUCUCUGACGCAGAGGAUGAGGCUGAAAUGGGUGAGGUCUACAAGCAUCACUACAACCUGAAAGAGCUCAUUACUUCUCUGCCUCACCUUGAAGAGCUUCAUCUCAUUUAUGAUGUGAAGAGCUGUGGCAUGAACUUUGAGUGGAACCUCUUUAACUUCACUGAGCUGGACUGCUCCAACUUGGCUUCUGCCGUGAGGAUGUGCCGUAACUUGAAAGUUUUCAAGCUGACACGAAGCAAAGUGGACGAUGAGAAGAUCAAGCUCCUGGCCCGUAGCUUGCAGAAUCACCCUCGCUUGUUGGAGCUGGACUUGUCCCACAAUCUCAUCAGGGACCACGGGGCACAAGCGAUUGGCAAGCUGAUCAGCCACAGCAAACUAGAAACCCUCAAUCUGUGUAACAACCAGAUCUGUCACCUGGGGGCUCAGGCUCUUGCUCAAGGCCUGGCUGAGAGCUCCACCCUGACCUCCCUGAACCUGCGCCUCAACUUCGUGGAGGACAAAGGCGGGGAGGCGAUCGGCCGUGCCCUGCUGACCAACACCAGCCUGAAGUGCCUCCAUCUGGGAAGUAAUAACCUGUCAGAGCCAACUGCAGCAGUGUUCUCCCAGGUCCUGGCUCAGAACACCUCUCUGACAAGCAUCAACUUCUCAUGCAACCACCUGGGGCUGGAUGGUGGGAAGCAGCUGCUUGCAGGGCUGGCAAACAACAAGACUUUGACCGAGCUUGAUCUCCGCCACGCAGAGGUGGAACAGGAGACAGAUUUCCGCAUUCACGAAAUUGUGUGGGCCAAUCGGGAAGCAGUGAGGCUGGCAUCUCUGCAGCACCCCAGCACUGAACCCUCUGAAUGAAGUGCUCCAGGGAGCAAUGGGCUUUGGGUGUGCAGUCUUAGAAACACUCUGCUUCAAGGUCUUGGUUUUAUUUGCUUUCCUGAGAAACACAACUUGUGGCUGCCACCGUAGCCACAUCAUCCAACCUGUGACUUCAUUGGAGACAGACACUUGAUCUCAAGGCACUGUAGUGGCACCACAGAGCAAUCUGCCUCUUAAGCCCUCUCUCUCAUUGCACCCUAAAUCUCACCUCCUGUGAUGCUUUUCUGUGCUCCAGCAGCAAGCUUAUUUCAGGCAAGUGAAUAUUGUUUCACCUGUAAAGCAGCAAAGAUGAAG
Messenger RNA from Zonotrichia leucophrys gambelii, 1864 nucleotides. RefSeq names its product t-complex-associated-testis-expressed 1 (gene TCTE1). The record is from RefSeq and is a predicted model, not a curated record. The coding region runs from base 167 to 1549 and encodes 460 amino acids. The transcript has 5 exons. NCBI's taxonomy places the organism in Eukaryota, Metazoa, Chordata, Aves, Passeriformes, Passerellidae. Gene Ontology annotation, molecular function: protein binding. Gene Ontology annotation, biological process: microtubule-based movement.